This is a messenger RNA of Colletotrichum paranaense, 1179 nucleotides long. Its product is annotated as replication factor C. Gene Ontology annotation, cellular component: Rad17 RFC-like complex; nucleus; Ctf18 RFC-like complex. Gene Ontology annotation, biological process: DNA-templated DNA replication; DNA repair. Lineage: Eukaryota; Fungi; Ascomycota; Sordariomycetes; Glomerellales; Glomerellaceae. The transcript is spliced from 2 exons. The record is from RefSeq and is a predicted model, not a curated record. The coding region runs from base 1 to 1179 and encodes 392 amino acids. Gene Ontology annotation, molecular function: DNA clamp loader activity; ATP binding; DNA binding.
AUGUCCGAUUUCGAAGACGAGAUGGACGUCGACGUCCCCGUGUCCAAGGACAUCACCUUCUCCUCAGACGCCAAGCAGGGCAAGCGCAGCGCCGCCAACCUCCCCGUCGAAGCCGAAGACAGUCUGCCGUGGGUUGAAAAGUACCGCCCAGUAAGCCUUAACGAUGUGUCCGGACACCAGGAUAUUCUCGCCACCAUCAACAAGUUUGUCGACUCGAAUCGUCUUCCUCACCUCCUCCUCUACGGGCCCCCGGGAACUGGCAAGACCUCGACGAUCCUCGCCCUCGCGCGCCGCAUCUAUGGCACCGAGAACAUGCGGCAGAUGGUUCUCGAGCUCAACGCUUCAGAUGAUCGAGGCAUCGACGUCGUUCGCGAGCAGAUCAAGACCUUUGCCUCGACAAAACAAAUAUUCACUCUCGGUCCCUCAGCUAAAUCAGGCAGCGGUGGCAGCAUGGCAUCGUACAAGCUCAUCAUCCUCGACGAGGCCGAUGCUAUGACGAACACGGCGCAGAUGGCGUUGCGUCGCAUCAUGGAGAAGUACACUGUCAACACGCGGUUCUGCAUCAUUGCAAACUACUCACACAAGCUUUCACCGGCACUGCUAUCAAGAUGCACGAGGUUCCGAUUCAGUCCGUUGAAGGAGCGCGAUAUCAGGGUCUUGGUGGAUAAGGUGAUUGAGGAGGAGCACGUCAAAAUCAUUCCCGAUGCCACGGAAGCAUUGGUGAAGCUUAGCAAGGGCGACAUGAGAAGAGCACUCAAUGUGCUCCAGGCUUGUCACGCGUCAAGUACCCCGUUGCAACCCAAGGACGCACCCAAGGUGGCCGAGGCCGACAUUGUGAGGGAAACCAUCUCUACAGAUACGAUAUAUAACUGCAUCGCCGCCCCUCAGCCCGACGCUGUGCAGGAGAUCUUGGAUGUUUUAUUGAGCACAACAGACGUGACGUCUUGCCUGACUACUAUCAACACCCUAAAGGUGUCUCGGGGCCUCGCCUUGGCAGAUAUCAUCACGGCUCUAGCGGAGCAACUGACAACACUCGAGGUCAAGCCGGAAAUCAUGAUCAAGUGGCUCGAUGGGCUGGCGGAUAUCGAACACCGUGUGGCCGGCGGCGGCAGCGAGACAGUGCAGACGGGAGCUGUGGUGGGCGUUAUCAGGAGCGGAGCAGAGUUGAUGAGCAAAUGA